AUGAAGCUGUUCUCUAUCGCCACCGCCUUGGUCGCUCUUGCCACUUUGGUGUCUGCACAGGAUGUUGACAAGCGCCUGGUCGAUAUCUCCGACACCCAAUUGGAAGUCAAGGAGGUCCACACCGGCCCCAACAUCGAUACUUUUGUUGUUACUGUCCAGCGCACCGACGACCUCCUCGCCGACGACGGCACCUUCCUCGCCGAGCGCAUCAUGUCCGUCGCCUUUGACUUUGACGUUCAAAACCACGAGGUCCUCUUGAACAAGGUCCCAUUGCUAUUGGAAUCAGGACAGCCCGAGGAGCCCGUCACGGUCACGGUCACUGUCGAGGCCGGCGUCGUUGUUGGCCCUGCCCUCGAUCCCGAGACUCCCAUGGAGGACCUCAUGGAGGCCUUUGACAUUGGCCUCGUCACCGUCCAGGUCACCGCCUCGACCGAGUUUGUCACCGCCGAGGAUGGUUCGAUCAUCCGUCGUGUCACCCUCCAGGAGUCGAUUGUCGAGGUCAAUGGCCACGAGAUCACCCAGACCGACGCCGCCCAGCAGGUCAUCGAGAUCAUGGCUGACGGUACCCUCGGCAGCUACACCCCUCUCGCCCUUGGCAACGGUUGCCAGGGAUCUGACUUGGACGAGGUCAUGAAGUCGAUCGAUGAUUGGUUCCGCUCGCUCAACUGGCCUGCCUUCUUGGUUGCUGCUGUGGUUGCUUUGUCGAUGUUUGUUGCCUCUGCCACGUCUCUCCGUGCCUUGAUCCUCAAGCGUCGCCAGGCCCGCUAUGCCAAGAUCCAGCAGGAGGAGGCUGUUGAGGAGUUUGUCCAGGUUGCCGUCAUUGACGACAAGAAGUUGUUGGAGGAUGAGAAGAAGGCCGACUUUUAA
Linnemannia hyalina is the source of this 867-nucleotide messenger RNA. The record is from the annotation of a GenBank genome assembly. Lineage: Eukaryota; Fungi; Mortierellomycota; Mortierellomycetes; Mortierellales; Mortierellaceae.